Molecule: messenger RNA, 861 nt
Organism: Drosophila nasuta
Lineage: Eukaryota; Metazoa; Arthropoda; Insecta; Diptera; Drosophilidae
Gene: Bacc
Product: nuclear regulator Bacchus
Exons: 3
Coding region: 284-778 (164 amino acids)
Source: RefSeq, a predicted model, not a curated record
UCCCUCCUCGGAAUCAAAUCUAUCUAUUUUGCGCUAAUUUUUGUCAACAACCCAAAAGAAAAUAACUAAAAUAAAAAAUAUAUAUAUCUACUUCUUGAACACACAGCAAUCAAAGCAACAACAACAGCAACAACAAGAAACGACGGGAAUACACUUGCAAAUUGCAUUCAACUCGCGUAUUACAAAUUUAAACUAAGCCUACAAUAAUAAAUUAUAACGACGCCAGCUCGUUAUAUAAUCUGUACAAAAAGAAGUUAAAAAACAACAACAACAAAAAAACAAAAUGUCUGCAGCCACAGAACAACAGAAUAACGGUGAUGUUGCCGUCGAGAAAGUCGCAGCCGUCAGCGACGAUGUGAAGGAGGAUCUCAAAGCCAAAGCCAAGGCAGCUGCUGCCGAGGACAAAUCAUCAGCGGCCGCCGAUGCCGCUGGCGAUGCAGCCGCCGCCAAUGCCGAUAACGGUACGGCGAAGGAUGGCGAAGAUGGCGCUGCCGAUGCGGCGGAUGGUGCUGCUGCUGCCGCCGCGCCCGCCAAGGGAUCAGUUAAAGGCACAAAGAGGCAAGCUGAAGCUAAAUCCGCCGAAUCAAAGAAAGCCAAGAAAGAUAAACCCGCUGAUGACGAUUCCGAUGAGGAAGAUGUAUUAGAUGAUCUCAUCGAGGGUGACAGUGAAAUCGAAAGCGAAGAAUAUGAUGUGCCCUACGGCGAGGAGGAUGACAUUGAAUGUGACGAUGAUGACGAUGACAAUGAUGACGGUUCCGGCUCGGACGAUCAAGCGUAAUAAUAAUGUAGUCAAAACAAAAACAAAAAACAAAAACAAAUAAAAGAAAAACCACAAAAAAAAUACAAACAAAACAAACAAAU